UUUCCUCAUUCGUGAAACCAUGUACUUGAAUAAUAAUGUGACCGAGUUCAUUCUGCUUGGGUUGACACAGGAUCCUGUUAGGAAGAAAGUAGUAUUUGUAAUUUUUUUGCUUUUCUAUUUGGGGACAUUGGUGGGUAACUUGCUUAUUCUCACCACCAUCAAGACCAGCCAUUCACUUGGGAGCCCCAUGUACUUCUUCCUUUUCUACUUAUCCUUAUCUGAUACCUGCUUCUCUACUUCCAUAGCCCCUAAAACAAUUGUGGAUUCCUUUUUGAAGAAGACAACUAUUUCAUUCAUUGAGUGCAUAAUUCAAGUAUUUACAUUUCAUUUCUUUGGUUGCCUGGAAAUCUUCAUUCUUAUCCUCAUGGCUGUUGACCGCUAUGUGGCCAUCUGUAAGCCACUGCACUACACGGCCAUCAUGAGCCGCCAGGUCUGCAAUAGAUUGGUAGCUAUGGCCUGGGUUGGGUCCUGUGUGCAUUCUUUAACUCAGAUUUUCCUUGCCUUGAGUCUGCCAUUCUGUGGUCCCAAUGUAAUUGAUCACUAUUUCUGCGACUUGCAUGCUUCCCAACAGCUAACCAGAGGCAAGUCCCAAGGAAAGUCCACACAGGAGAGCACAGUCUUGCUCCAGGAGGAAAUGACAUAUGUGAGGAAGUUGCAAGACUUUGCUAACACAUGCAAGUGUAAACUAGGAGAGUAUCUCACUGUGGAAGUAGAUCUAGUAGUUAACUAG
Molecule: messenger RNA, 730 nt
Organism: Tupaia belangeri chinensis (Chinese tree shrew)
Lineage: Eukaryota; Metazoa; Chordata; Mammalia; Scandentia; Tupaiidae
Product: olfactory receptor 4C16-like
Exons: 2
Coding region: 20-730 (236 amino acids)
Biological process (GO): G protein-coupled receptor signaling pathway
Cellular component (GO): membrane
Molecular function (GO): olfactory receptor activity; G protein-coupled receptor activity
Source: RefSeq, a predicted model, not a curated record